Amborella trichopoda is the source of this 3640-nucleotide messenger RNA. RefSeq lists its product as uncharacterized. Lineage: Eukaryota; Viridiplantae; Streptophyta; Magnoliopsida; Amborellales; Amborellaceae. The record is from RefSeq and is a predicted model, not a curated record. Gene Ontology annotation, molecular function: DNA-binding transcription factor activity.
CUCUGCAGAUUCCAUGGCGAACGGCCCACGCACUCACUCUGUAUUUUUCCCCUUCUCUCUCUCUCUCUCUCACACUCUCUCUAUUUUUACGGACUUUCCUUUUACCCAAGGAGAAAUAACACACUUCGUAUUUAAGUACGCGACACGAGAAAAAAGACGCUCUUCCCGCCCAUAGCCACUCGAAAAUUUCCCUCUCCUCUCUCUCUACAUUGCCCCCAUUUCUAGGUUUUCCUCUUCUGCAACUUCUCCCCCUUUAUCCAGGUUCAGCAUGACCUGGAUCACCAGUUAUUCCAUGGAUUAUGCUUCUUCUGUACCACAUUUGUUCAUCUUUAGUGUUUCUCCUCCUGCAACUUCUCUUUAAUUUCAGAGUUUCUGCUUCAGCGACUAUCUUCUCGAUGUUCACGCUUACGGCACUGGAGAUCCGCGAUAUUUCAUUAUCCAUGUCCUGCAUCUGCGACUUUCUCUCGGUUCUAGCGUCCUGGCUCUCAAUGCCUCCGGUUUCCUCUAAUUUUAGGGUUUCCUUUAACUUGUAGUAUUUAUUCUCUCGUGCAUGUAAUCUGCUGUAAUUUUUAGGGUCUUGGCUCCUGCUUCUGGGACAUUUAUGAAAUUUCAGGGUUUGGGUUUGUGAUCUGAUUGUGUACAGUUGAUCAUUCAUUGAUUUCUGGUUUGAGAGAAGGAUGCACUGCCUGUCUUUGGCAGUGCAUCAUGGACACGCCAGAGAAGUGCCGAGACUUGGAGGCUUCUGCAUCAGUUGAGGGUUCUCCUCUGUUUACCUUUCUAUGCAAUCUAUCCCCCAUCAAGCCGGUUAGGUCUGUACAUUCGCUUACUCUCCCUUUCCCUUCAGCAGUGUUCACUUCUCCGCGCAUUAGUUCCCUGACAGAGUCCAGCUUACGAAGGCAUCGGUUCUCAGAUGUCACGAAAGUUGAAAGGUGCUCUAUCAACGAAGAUGGAGAGAGCAAGAGAGAAGAUUUAGGAGUUAUAGAUGCUGAUCAUUCUUCUGUUACUGAAGCUUCUCGCGAAGUUAUGUGCUACGAGGUUCUUCAUGCUUCUGUCCAUGAAAACAGCAACACUAAGAGUUCAUCAAUUUUUACCUCAUGUAGCCCAUCAAAAUAUGUUAGUGAGUACCUCGUUAAUUCCUCAGAAGAGGGUAUUGACAAUGUUGAUUCUCCUGAUGUGAAUUCUCGUCUGACUGGCAAGCUCCCACAAAAUUUACAAGAUAUCAGUCUCAAGGAAAUGGGUACUUCACAUUACAAUAUCGAAGCAGGCGAGUCUAAUAAGGAUGCUACCCCAAAACCAGUUGUGCAAUUUUUGGAUACAAGUUGUGAGAAUCCACAGGAAACACUAAGAGAGGGCAUGGAUUCCACUGGAAUGCAGCAGCAAGAAGUUAAGGUCGAAAAGACAAGUGUAACUCUGCUUGAGGAAAAGACUGAUGAUGUCGCUCAAUGCAUUUGGGUAAAUUCAGAUGCUGACCCUGUGGAUGAUUUAUAUGUGACUGAUGCGUAUAUGGGACUACAAUCAUGCAUAAGGCCAGAUGAACGGUCAAUGGACCAAAAGGCAGCUGGGUCGAAUUUGGUUUUAUUGGAUCCUCAACAGAAAACUGUGAAUGAGUGGUCAAAUUUGCAAUCUAUUGGACCUGUAAGUUGUUUCCAACACGAAGGGCAUGAUCCGGCUCCUCAAUUUGGCGGCAGUGUGGAAUUGAGUAAUCUGAAUCACACACCUCAUCUGGGUUCUAACACUGCCCAGCAACUGCCAGCUAGCAGUAAUCUAAGUGACAAAACAGAUGUCAGAUCCAUAUGUCCACCUAAGCACUGGAUUCCAUUUAGUUUGAAGGGUGGCAAUCUCCACCACCGUGGCAUGCUAAGGCGAUGCCUUGAUUUUGAGGCAGCAGUAGCUCAUAGAAAGAACAUUGAAGGCAAUAACACUGGGAAGCCUGCAUCUGGUCCUCCUGAGUCAGAAUCUCAGGCUCUCACUCCUGAUAACUCCAAUCUCAAUAUUUCAGACUCCACCCACUCUGCAUCUGUUUUGGCUUCUGAUGACAAGCAACUGCUUCCUUCCAAAGCUGAACUUAGUUUACAACGUCCAUCAUCAGUGACAGUUAUGCCGUCUGGUAUUGGUUUGCAUUUGAAUAGCCUUACAAGUAAAUCAGAGAGCAGUAAAAUGGAGAAAGUGAAACAGGAGACUCUGGUUCCUAGUAGCUGGCCUAUCACCACGGCGAGCUCUGCUGGUCCUUUUCAUUCUAUGAAAAUUGGGCCCAGAUUUCUGAGUACAACUUUGCCUGUGAAGCAGAGUGAGAGGGAACUGGAACGUGCCAACAAAUCCUUGGCUGUUCAAGAUGGUCCCCAGGCGCCUGGAACUGACCUUGGUGAAGAGUUUAAUCAAAGUAGUCCGAGAAAGAGGAGGAAGAGACUAUCGAGCUCGUUAGAUGGGGAGGGCUGCAAGCGAUGUAACUGUAAGAAGUCUAAGUGCUUGAAGCUUUAUUGUGAUUGUUUUGCUGCUGGAGUCUACUGUAUUGAAUCUUGUUCAUGUAAAGAGUGCUUAAACAAGCCUGAGAAUGUAGAUGUAGUGCUUGAGACACGGCAACAGAUAGAAUCUCGCAACCCACUAGCUUUUGCGCCCAAGAUUGUCAAAGUUGUUGAGGCUGCUCCUGACCCUGGGGAUGAAGCAAAUAAGACUCCUGCUUCUGCUCGACACAAGCGAGGUUGCAACUGUAAGAAGUCUAUGUGUCUCAAGAAAUACUGCGAAUGCUAUCAGGCCCGUGUUGGAUGUUCCGAUGGCUGCAGAUGUGUAGGGUGCAAGAACACAUUUGGGGUGAAAGAAGGAUCUGAGAGUUUGGUAAAUAGAGGGAGUGAAGGGGAAGUAGAAGAAACUGAAUCUUGUGAAAAUGACGGAGGGGAUGAAAAGCUGCAAUUAGUGGAAUUCUCACAAGAGGAACGACAGUCCUUGGAAAACACACCUCCAAUAACACCCUCAUUUCCAUAUGGCGGGCUGCCUCCCAAUGUGCAUUUCACCCAAGAGAAGCACCUCUACUCCUCAGACUCCCGCUUCCUUGCCCUAAGAAAGCUUGUCGGAUCUUCUCACAUUUCCAGCAAUGCACCCCUCACAAACCCCGAAUUUUGCCAGCGCCACCAGGUAGUGUGCCAAAAGAGCUUGCAAAAAGUUCCUGAAGAAGAUGACACACCUGAAAUAUUAAGGGGCCAAGGUUCACCAGAACGAAGUGUAAAAUCCUCCUCUCCAAACCAAAAGAGAGUCUCACCUCCUCAAAAGCAGUUUUCACCAUCACCUUGCCUGAAAAGUGGUCGAAAACUUGUUCUUCGAGCCAUUUCAACUAAUGUAGCCAUCACAUCUCACGCCGACUUCUCAUCAAAACUUGUCCAAUCUGAUGCGGCUUCUAAUUAAAUGAGGGGUAAGGUUUAUUUUAUUCCACGAAUGAGUGGGAUUGUUGGUUACCUGAAUUAUCUCCAUAAGUUUAAGGUGGGGUUGCUUUUCCUUUUUCUAUGUUUGUAAUUGCUAUUUUUAUUUGUAUGUGUAACGUAAUGGUAGAACUUUAGUGAAACUGCAGAGGAUUUGUAUUUAACUGCACUUUGCCGAUUCACAUGCUUAUGUAAAGAAGCUGUUUAUCCAUUAAAGUUUCCGUUCUUUU